This is a messenger RNA of Setaria italica (foxtail millet), 1268 nucleotides long. RefSeq names its product rhodanese-like/PpiC domain-containing protein 12, chloroplastic. NCBI's taxonomy places the organism in Eukaryota, Viridiplantae, Streptophyta, Magnoliopsida, Poales, Poaceae. Gene Ontology annotation, molecular function: peptidyl-prolyl cis-trans isomerase activity. Bases 74 to 985 code for a protein of 303 amino acids. The record is from RefSeq and is a predicted model, not a curated record. The transcript has 8 exons.
CAGUAGUGAACAACGCCAUCCAACAAACAAAUCCCCUUCCCCACUUCCUCACGGCAGUGAAAGACCAGCGGCCAUGCUCGGACUUCGAGCCCGCGCAGCGGCGCAGCUCCCUUGCCCUUCCCCGUCUCCCUCCUCCACUCCCACGACCUCGCUCGCGAGGUUCGCGCGCCUCUCCCCGCUCGCCGCCCUCGCGCCUCUGGCGUCUGCACCUCCGCCGGCGAGGGCGAGGGCUCCGCCGCCGGCCUCCCUCUCCACCAAUUGGGGCGUGCCCAUGCGUCCCGGGGGAACCGGAAGCAACUCAAGGCCUACCACGCGGGUUUUCUGCACCGCUGCCAGCAGCUCUCAGAGAGAGGGAAAAGAGUUGCUAGUCCAGCAUUUGCUUGUUGGUGAGAAGGAUGUCAGGCUUCUGGUCGAUCUUGAAAAGAGCAUCAUUGCAGGAGGGGCAGACUUGAGUGAUUUGGCUGUGGAGCACUCCUUAUGUCCAUCCAAAGAAAAUGGCGGUAUGCUUGGGUGGGUUCGAAGAGGACAGAUGGUUCCAGAAUUUGAAGAGGCAGCAUUUAGUGCCCCUUUGAAUAAAGUUGUACGGUGUAAGACAAAAUUUGGAUGGCAUUUAUUGCAAGUUCUCGCUGAGAGGGAUCAAUGCGUACUGCAAGACAUUGACCCACAAGAUCUUCACACGAAGAUGCAAGAUCCUAGUUUUCUUGAAGGAGCUCAACUGAUUGAUGUUCGGGAGCCUGAUGAAGUGGCUAAAGCUUCACUUCCAGGCUUCAAAGUUCUGCCACUUCGGCAAUUCGGGACCUGGGGACCAGUUAUGACAGAUGAGUUUAAUCCUCAGAAGGAUACUUAUGUUCUGUGCCACCAUGGCAUGCGCUCGAUGCAGGUGGCUAAAUGGCUGCAGUCACAGGGUUUCAAAAAAGUUUACAAUGUCACUGGUGGAAUUCAUGCCUACGCGGUUAAAGCCGACUCCUCCGUGCCAACUUACUAGAGGGACGGGACUGGACUGGACUGGACUGUUGUCAUCAACAUGUGGUUUGAUCUUAUCAAGAAAACCCGUGGCCAGAUACUGUUAAUGUGAAACCAAAUGCAGUGCGCCAUUCUAGGAUUUGGCCAUGGGUUUGACCCUUGACCAAUGCCAGAAUUCAGAGCUCAGUUUUCUUUCUGGCAACCUGGCAUGUAUUAGAGUUAGAAUCCCUUUGGACGAAAUGUAUACGGCUAUUCUUUUUCUAAGGAAAAAAAAAGGAAUACUUGAGAAUUGGUUAUUGGAUGAA